GAAACACUAUUGAGACUGUAGAAGAAGAAAGAAGAUUGGCAAAAAAGAAAAUGGGUGCUCCCACUGCAGCAUGGCUCCCUCACAUGUCCUCUUUUGUUGCUCUUAAACCUCAUUGCUGUCUCAACAAGAAACCCUUGUUUGUCGACACAAAAAGCAUUAGAACCAGUUUCAUCCUGCCACGUCAACCCUUCUCUUCCUCCUCAAUCCUCACUUUCGCCCGCCGCCGAGGAGGCCAUCAGGCCUCCAGCUCCCCUGUCAAGUCUAAGAAGCAAAAGAUAAAGGAGCAAACUUUCGGCAGUAAAAGUACUCAAGAAGAUGAAGAUGAUGAUGCCUUUGAGGCCCUCUUUCGCCAGCUGGAAGAAGACUUGAAAAAUGAUAAUCUAUCUUCAGAAAAUGGUGAUGAUGAUGAUGAAAUAAGUGAGGAGGACCUUGCAAAGCUUGAACGUGAAUUAGAAGAGGCACUGAAGGAUGAUGAACUUUUUGGGGCUCUGGACUUGGUUGGGGAUGGCAAAACAGAGGAUGAAUCUGAUGAAGACGAGAAAGAAGAAGAAAAUGAGGACGAUAAUACUGCUAAUUAUCAUGUCGAGGAUCUUGAAGAUGAUGAUAACGAUGAAGAAAUGCCAGUGAAAUUAAAAAAUUGGCAGCUUAAGAGACUGGCUUAUGCUUUAAAAAAUGGUCGGCGUAAGACCAAUAUUAAAAGUCUCGCAGCUGAUUUAUGUCUUGAUAGAGCUGUUGUCCUUGAACUGCUUCGUGAUCCUCCUCCAGAUCUUCUGAUGAUGAGUGCUGCUUUGCCUGAUAAACCUGUUUCAACAGUAGUAGAGCCAGUAAACAAACUGAAAGAAGCAAGUCCUUUGGAGAUGACACCAGUAACCACGAAGGCUGAGGCUGAGGUGAAAGUGCCGGUUCAUGUGAUGCAAAGCAACUGGUCUGCUAAAAAGAGAAUUAAAAAAGCUCAACUUGAUACUCUUGAACGUGUAUAUAACCGAACAAAGCGUCCCUCGAAUGCCAUGAUCAGCAACAUUGUGCAUCUGACAAACCUGCCUAAGAAAAGGGUGGUGAAAUGGUUCGAGGACAAACGAGCUGAAGAUGGGAUUCCUGAACACCGCCUUCCUUAUGAACGUUCUGCUUCUACUUUUACAUAACAGAUGCUCUUUUCAGUUUUCCAUGUAAAUACACCUAUUGGAAAGCUCCACACGCUGCAUAAUUCACAUGGUAGCUUACUCUUUAUGUGAAGAAAAACUGUAUGCUCCUCAUUAUAAUUUUUCUUGGCUGUUACGUGGCAUGCAGUAUGUUGCUGUUAUAGAGCUAGUCAAACUUGGGAGAAGCUGGUUUUUUUUUUUUUCCUUAAGAUUUUUAAACCACAAGGAGGAGAAUAUAAAUAGGUGAAGUUGCAGUCAUUUGGGACGUCUUCUUGCUGAGUACUGAUAAUUUUAUAGGGCUAGUCAAACUUGGCAGAAGCCGGUGUUCUUAAAGAAUUUAUGACCUUGUUUUAACCACACUGAGGACCAUAUGAACAGGUGAAGGUGCAGUCAUUUGGGA
This is a messenger RNA of Coffea eugenioides, 1539 nucleotides long. RefSeq names its product protein OVEREXPRESSOR OF CATIONIC PEROXIDASE 3. Gene Ontology annotation, biological process: regulation of transcription by RNA polymerase II. The record is from RefSeq and is a predicted model, not a curated record. The transcript has 4 exons. Gene Ontology annotation, cellular component: nucleus. Lineage: Eukaryota; Viridiplantae; Streptophyta; Magnoliopsida; Gentianales; Rubiaceae. The coding region runs from base 51 to 1142 and encodes 363 amino acids. Gene Ontology annotation, molecular function: DNA-binding transcription factor activity, RNA polymerase II-specific; DNA binding.